UGUGUGAGAUGGUCACGGCUGGCUGCACAUCCCAAAGAAGCCCUGCCUUCUGAGAUGAGAUAUGCCUCCUGCCGGAUUACAGCCUCUGCGCAUUGAAGGCUUUUUUUCUGUUUGAAUGAGGAAAACAUUUCGUCUGCUUUUCUGAAAGGCUGUCACAUGGCGCCGACGAGGAAAACAAUCGCUUCCUGAAAUGAUAAUCGCCAUUAGUUAUAUGCAUUGCUGUUUCCUCCACCUCUCUCUACCGUAAUAUCGCAUCGUGUUUCAUUUUCUUUUGGCUCAAGGUCGCUUCCGAUGAUGAUCAGUAAAGUUAAAAAUGCGAUGUCCAACCUGGUAGGAGGGAUGAUGCCGCACGGACACCAUCACCACCACAACCAUCACUUAGGUGGUGGUCAGAACUGUGGACAGGACAGCUUGCCGCCGCGCUUCCCCUACGGCCGGCCGGAUUUCUUGGACCUCACCCCGGAGCUCCUGCAGUACUCCACGGAGCACGCAUCACGGCCGGUGCUGACGCUAAAGAGAGGCAGCAGGCUUCCCUGGGGGACAGGAUACGCAGAGGUGAUCAAUGCAGGGAAAAGCAUGCUGAACGAGGACCAGGCGUCCUGUGAGAAGCUGUUUGUGAAGAAGCCGAGCGGAAAGCACCGAAACUCCACUUUGUUGGAAGACAGCGGGGAUGGCACAGGAAUCCCAAUCCACUUCUGGGGGGUCUUUGAUGGGCAUGCAGGUUCUGGCGCUGCCAUCAUGGCCUCCAAGCUUCUUCACCGCCUCAUCAGAGACAGACUUGGGGAAAUCUGUCACCUUCUAGAGAACCCCACCUGUGCGCCUCCCAUCUGUUUGGCCAAAAACGGCAGUCCAUACCAGGCGGAUGCGAAGAAAGGAGCCACACAGGAACCAGAAGAUCCCGAUGCUGUCUGCGACUCCUCAGUGCGCUUUCACAUGGAAAAGGUUGUCAGCUUGGAGAGCCUGGUGAUGGGAGUCAUAGAGACUGCCUUCAAACAGAUGGAUGACCUUAUUGAAAAGGAAAAAGCUUCAUAUGCCAUUUCUGGUGGCUGUUGUGCCUUAGCUGCCAUUCAUUUGAUGGGAAAACUCUAUGUAGCCAAUGCUGGAGACAGCAGGGCUAUUAUCAUACGAAAUAAUGAAGUCAUUCCCAUGACUAAUGAAUUCACACCUGAGUCCGAGAGACAGCGGCUACAGUAUCUGGGCUUCCUGAGGCCAGAGCUCCUGGGUAAUGAGUUCACACACAUUGAGUUCCCUCGUAGGAUCCAGCACAGUGAACUGGGCAAAAAGAUGCUCUACAGAGACCACACCAUGACUGGCUGGGCUUAUAAGACAAUCGUUGAAGAUGAUCUGAAAUUCCCCCUGAUAUAUGGAGAGGGUAAAAAGGCUCGUGUCAUGGCAACAAUCGGAGUGACCCGCGGGUUGGGAGAUCAUGACCUGAAGGUUUACAAUUCCAACAUUUACAUCAAGCCUUUCCUCUCAUGUGUCCCUGAGGUAAAGGUUUAUAACCUGGAUGAAAACAAACAUGGCCCAGAUGAUGUCUUGGUCAUGGGCACAGAUGGACUGUGGGACGUAACAACCGACAGGGAAGUGGCAGAUGCUGUGUCAGCCUACCUAACGUGCUGUGACCCCUCUGAUCCCAUGAGGUACACCCUGGCAGCGCAGGACCUGCUGAUGAGGUCACGAGGUGUGCUGAAGGAGCGUGGCUGGAGGCUACCCAAUGAUAGACUGGGCUCCGGCGAUGACAUCACCGUGUUUGUCAUUCCACUGGCAGGACACGAGUUAGAGACUUGAGGAGUCAUGUUGUAGUGACUGAUAUGAUGGGGCUGACCCUUUAAGGGUCCUUCCCACGGUCCCUCCAAGCUCCCUAAACCCUGGACAGAUGAGGCAGUGGGAAAGCAAAACAUUUGUCAUAGAGAAGACUCGGGUCUGAGCAGCACCUUCAUCAAUCAACUCUCUAGAUCAGACCCAGUUCCUUCACUUCAGCUUAACCCAGGAUCCGUCUCCCAUUGCCUUCGCCUUGUUUUAAUCAUGCAAAAAAUAAAUUUUCAUUCACUUUAUCAGAAAAGUUCAAAUCUUUUUCCCCAAAACUGCUGUUUGUGAAAAUUGCAAGUGAUCCCUGUAGUAUUUUAGUUUCUUGUAAAUGUCUGAUACUGGGUGGUUACUCAGAUUUUAAAAGGAUUGUUCAUUUAUUCAUGCCCAUGUUGUUACUCCCUGCCCUCCCACAGUUUUUCAGUCAAAUAUAGUAAAUGGGAUUGCAAUACAAAACAUGAGGAAAACCAAAGAGAUGCUGCUCUGGUAUUGGGAUGGAAAUCUGUACAAAUAAACACAUAAACAAUAACACAAACAAAACAGUUGUUACAUAUAUGUCUGUACAUCAAAGGAGCAUGGAGGAAAAAUAAAAACAUAAAACAAAGGAAUGGACCUUUCUGGCACUGGACCCAAAACAAAGACAGUUCAGUCUGUGUUGCAGUAUUUUCUUUUGUUAAAAACGAAAUGACAAAACUCUGAAGCACUUGAAGACUGUUGCACAUGCUCUGUGGUAGCCUGUUGAUUUUCAUCAUUAUGAAUGUUCUCAUCGAUGACAUGUGCUUUUUUUUUCUUUACAUAAGAGCCCUGAGGGUUACACCCAUGUUAACGUAAAGGAAUAAGGAAGAGAAAUAUUUGUUGAUUUAGUUUCAUGUUUUCUUUGUUGAAUCCUCGAAGGGAGAAAGUCUGCAUAUUAAGAUGCGAUGAAUUUCACACACAUGCCUUAUUAAAACAGGAAAGGGACUCAAGAGUUUCUUUCUUCCAAUGCACUAAAUUUGAUUCUUGUACAAGAGACAAAAAUAUAUUGUACAUCAUUAAAUGUACCUCAUACCUCUUUUGUACCUUUUUUUUUGUUAUGCCAUGUUGUUAUUUAGAUUAUUCAUAUAUUUUUAAAGAUCAUAUUGACAAAAGUUUAUUUUUAUGUUUCUAUUCAUAACUGUUAAUCCUACACUCUGAGCUACCAGAAUGUGCGGUGGAAGGCUAAUGUGUUCCAGCUAAGAAAUAAAUCAGAUUUUUCCCA
This is a messenger RNA of Melanotaenia boesemani (Boeseman's rainbowfish), 3043 nucleotides long. RefSeq names its product protein phosphatase, Mg2+/Mn2+ dependent, 1J (gene ppm1j). Gene Ontology annotation, molecular function: protein serine/threonine phosphatase activity. The record is from RefSeq and is a predicted model, not a curated record. Lineage: Eukaryota; Metazoa; Chordata; Actinopteri; Atheriniformes; Melanotaeniidae. Gene Ontology annotation, biological process: protein dephosphorylation. Bases 292 to 1788 code for a protein of 498 amino acids. The transcript has 10 exons.